Centruroides sculpturatus (bark scorpion) is the source of this 534-nucleotide messenger RNA. RefSeq lists its product as uncharacterized. Bases 1 to 414 code for a protein of 137 amino acids. The transcript has 2 exons. The record is from RefSeq and is a predicted model, not a curated record. NCBI's taxonomy places the organism in Eukaryota, Metazoa, Arthropoda, Arachnida, Scorpiones, Buthidae.
AUGAAAUUGGCUUCGGAUUCAAUACACGCUCCUGUAGAAAUCGGUGAUAAUAUAAUUAUACCAAUUCCUGAUGUCGACAGAGCAAAAGCAGAUCUUCGUAAUAUUAUCGGAGUGAUUCUUCAAAAGGAUGAACAGGGUUUGCACAAAAUUGGAACGAAAUAUGGAAUACUCGAUAAAUUGUAUUGCAGGUCAGAAUUUGACAUGUCCAAAGAAAACUUCUUGCCACUAGAAGAAGUGCCAGAGACAAAUGUAUCUUUAAGAACUGCUGCCAGGAGAGCAGCCUUAGGAACAGGCCAAGGAUUUGCUCGCUGUUUGUGUAAGAAGUCGUGUAUGUCGAAGAGGUGCUUUUGUAGAAAAAAAGGCAAUUUGUGUAACUCGAAAUGCCAUGAUAGUUUGCCUUGCAAUAACAAGUAAUGUAAACUUAAUUUUUAUAUUUAUGUUCCUUUAUUAAAUGAUUAUUUUUGUAUGACUUUAAUUAAUAUUACUGGUGUUGUUAUAGUUUUAAUAUUGCCUACAUGGCUCUGUGAUUUUCCU